CGGCGACGAGGGACACGUGCACGGGGGCUGCCACUCCAGCCCCUUCAAGGUGGUGUUGGUGCAGAUUUCCUUCGGACCGGGGCAUCCCCCACCCUUCGCCCGUGUCUACUCGUCGGAGACCGGCGUGUGGAGCGACCUCAUCUUGGCGGCGGAAGGAUGCAGAGGUUACGUCGAUUCCUCUCGCCCUUCCACUCUCGUUGGCAAUUCCCUUUACUGGUGGCUUCAUGGCUCGUAUUCCUGUAACAUGGAAAUUCUUGAGUUCGAUAUCGGUAGGCAGAGCCUAGCUGUAAUCAACAGCCUUCCUGUGGGGGAUACUGUGAAAUCGAAAGGGUGCAUCCAGAUCAUCCAGCCGGAGGAUGGCCGUGUUGGCUUCGCCAUGCUGUCCUACCCCAGUCUCGAAAUGUGGGACUUGAAGGACGAUUGUGGUGGUGGUGUUGCCGCAUGGGUUCCCCGGAAGACCAUGAAUCUUGACCUGGUGCCGAAUAUGAGGGCCACGGAAACUUCUAUAGUGGGGUAUGCUGAAGAAGAUGAUGCGAUUCUUAUAAAGUUCAAUGACAAUGUCUUCAUAGUUCAACUUGAGUCAAUGCAGCCAAGGAAACUUUUUGAUUGCAUUGUGAGACACCAAUAUCACCCUUUGACAAGCUUCUACUCUUCAGGCGAGUUUGGUCGCUGCAAAGGUAUUGCUAGCAUGCCGAGCGUGGUUCCAGCGAUCGAGCCACCAAAGUAGCAGGCUUCGACGACGCCUGCAGGAAAGAAGGCUAGAACAGCAAGAUAUGCCAGCCGGCGGAGCCUGUGUCUCAGGAUAACGUCAACACGUC
This is a messenger RNA of Lolium rigidum, 818 nucleotides long. RefSeq lists its product as uncharacterized. Bases 245 to 727 code for a protein of 160 amino acids. NCBI's taxonomy places the organism in Eukaryota, Viridiplantae, Streptophyta, Magnoliopsida, Poales, Poaceae. The transcript has 2 exons. The record is from RefSeq and is a predicted model, not a curated record.